This is a messenger RNA of Metarhizium album ARSEF 1941, 1461 nucleotides long. RefSeq names its product DNA excision repair protein ERCC-8. The record is from RefSeq and is a predicted model, not a curated record. The transcript has a single exon. Gene Ontology annotation, cellular component: Cul4A-RING E3 ubiquitin ligase complex; nucleotide-excision repair complex. Gene Ontology annotation, molecular function: protein binding. Bases 1 to 1461 code for a protein of 486 amino acids. Gene Ontology annotation, biological process: proteasome-mediated ubiquitin-dependent protein catabolic process; protein polyubiquitination; transcription-coupled nucleotide-excision repair. NCBI's taxonomy places the organism in Eukaryota, Fungi, Ascomycota, Sordariomycetes, Hypocreales, Clavicipitaceae.
AUGCAGCCCCGCCUCCUGUCGCGUGAAACGGGGGAUUUGAGCCCCGAUGAUCUCUCCAAAGCGGUGUACCAAGACCUCAUCCGGAGCUUUGCGCCCGCACCACAGCACCGCUUCAACGGCGAAAUAGCACCUCGGACGUCUCCCGAAGGGACUCCAGAGCGAGCCCACAGUAUCCGCGCCCAUGGCGCCGGCGUGAGAAGCCUUGCGCUCGAAAAGUUCGACGGCCGCAUCCUCGUGUCAGGCGGCUCAGAGGGCUCUGUCAAGAUAUGGGAUCUCGACGCCGCCCCGACCCCCAGUCACCCGCACGUCUUCCGCCCCGUGAGCACAAUAGCUCGUUCGACCGGCUCUUUUGGCGACGGCAAGGUCGGCGGCCACACUCACGGCAUCACGCAUCUGGACUUCUAUCCGUUCGACCCGGACGCCUUCCUGUCAAGCUCCUACGACAAGUCGCUCAAGCUCUGGGCAACCCAGCGCUCUGCCCUCACGGCAGACUUCGACCUCAAUGCCACCAUAUACUCGCACGCCAUGAGCCCCGUCGCGCAGCACCUCCUCGUGUCCUGCGCGACGCAGCACUCCAACGUGCGUCUGGUCGACCUCAGAUCCGGCUCCGCCGUCCAAGCACUCGUUGCCCACGGCGGGCCUGUCCUCCGCACGUCAUGGAGCCCGCGGCACGAGCACAUCCUCGCUAGUGGCCAUGCCGACGGCAGAGUGCGCAUAUGGGACGUUCGCCGCGCGGGGGGUGUCAUUGCACAACUCGACCAGGAGGAUUCAUUGGGCGUGCUUCACCGGUUUCGGCACGCGACGGCCUCGGGCAAGGACUGGAGCAGCGUGCCGCACUUCCGGGCAUCUGCCCAGGCGCACGACGACGCCGUCAACGGACUGCAGUGGACCGACGAUGGCAAGUACAUCGUGUCGGCGGGGCUGGAUCGCAAGAUUCGCGUAUGGGACGCGGGGACGGGAGCAAACACGCUCGCGAGUUUCGGGCCACUGAUUCGAAACCAGCAUGCCAAGACUGCUGCCAUGAUUGUCACACCGCCGGGCCUGUCAAACGGCAGGGAGAUUCUGGUCUGGCCCAACGAUCACGAGAUACUGCUGCUUGACCUGCAUGAUGGGAAUGUGAUGAUGAGGUUGCGCAGCCCCGGUUCCGUGAACCCUGCAGGCCCUCGGGGCGGAGAGGGCAGAAACAGGAUCACCACGAUUGUAUGGCGAGGCGCCGGGGGAGGAUGCGGACGCAUCGGAAGAGUCAUGGGAGGUGGCAACUCGGUAGGUGCGAUUUACAGUGCUCACUCGGACGGUCAGAUUCGCGCGUGGAUGCCGCAGAUCCCGGGACCCGACGACGUGGACGAGACGCAAGAUGUUGACGACGACGAGGAGACGCGGAGAAGGAAAAGAAAGGCCGUGGAUAGUGCGUAUAGGAGCUUGAUGGGCCGACAGAUAACGUUCACCGGCACCGACCGGUAA